Messenger RNA from Malurus melanocephalus (red-backed fairy wren), 3366 nucleotides. RefSeq names its product heat shock factor binding protein 1 like 1 (gene HSBP1L1). Lineage: Eukaryota; Metazoa; Chordata; Aves; Passeriformes; Maluridae. Gene Ontology annotation, cellular component: nucleus; cytosol. The transcript is spliced from 3 exons. Gene Ontology annotation, biological process: cellular heat acclimation. Gene Ontology annotation, molecular function: transcription corepressor activity. Bases 61 to 285 code for a protein of 74 amino acids. The record is from RefSeq and is a predicted model, not a curated record.
CGCCCCGCCGCGCCCGGGGAGGCGGGGGGAGGGUCGGGGCUGGAGCCGCAGCCGGAGCCGAUGGCGGCCGCCGAGCCGCCGGGAGCCGUGGAGCUGCCGCAGCUGGCGGAGAAUCUGCUCUGCCGGCUGCAGGAGAAUUUUCAGGCUCUGACGGAAAAGUUAACGCUGAGCAUGGAAGAAAUGGGCGAGCGCAUCAGUGACCUUGAGAAACGUGUUGCUGACCUGAUGACAGAGGCUGGGGUAGAAAAUAGCRAUGAAGAGUUGAGAGUAAAGACCAUUACUUAAGUUUUGAUGUAUUUUWUGUAUUUCCAUUUAGUUUUGAGUGAUGGGCAGCAACUUGCAUUAAAAUGGUGUUUACAUACUUAUUGUCCCUGCAUUUUCUUGGAUGUGAAAGUGUUAUUUAAAAUUACCUAGGAUUUGUUUUUUGCCAAGAACCAAAGAAUGUGACCACUUUUACAAAAGAAAACCUGUAUCUUGCUGCCUCUGUUCCAGUUGAGUGCCAUAUACAAAGGGCAGUGCUAACUCAUCCCAAGUAUGUAAACUGAGGCACAUUCCACCAUUCCUAAUGAAAUGCGUGUGGCUUAAAGUGCUUCUGCCCACCAUUCCUGUCCCUCAGGUAUGCUGACCUAGCUGAGGAUCCUCAUUGCUAUAAAUUUAUGUACAUCGGCUUUUAAACCUGCUACAGCUUCCCAGUGUGACUCAGAGCACACCUCUCACAUGCACUCACCCCAAUCACAGCACGAAAUUAUAAUCAAUCACUUUAUAAUAUAAAAACACACUGCAUUUCAGGAUUGURUGCUGGAUUUUUUAUCAGUCUGUUUCAAAUGCCACACCCUUCCCUGGAUGGCUGACUCCACGUUCUUAGUAUUUAGAGGCAGCACUGCUUCCGUGUUCUGUGGAUGCAAGUGAUGUUGUCAUCCUGUUGUUGACACUUUCUUGAUUCAAAUGGAGACAUAUCAACUAUUGUCACUGAAACUCCUUAACCAGUGAAAGACAGGAGUGUCUGUAAAUAUUCUGAACUAAUUUAGCUAUCUAUUCAUUCUGAUGAUUUUUGCAUAAGCUAUGCAGUAGUUCUCAGAAAUACAGAAAGACAAUCCACAAAGAUGUUUUUAACGGUACAGAGAUCUUCCUAUCUCUAUGCUGAAUUACAUUCAUUAAUAAAUCACUAACCUACUUAUUCACUGUAUCUUUGCAGCACUAAAAUAAGGUGUUCAAGAAAGAUUAAAGGCAGAACACUGCACUGACUCUGAUCAAGUGUCACAUUGACAAAAAAUGUUAAGGGAAAACAAACAUGUUUGCAUCAUGUCAUGACAGAGUCUUGAAAAAAAMUUUUAAACUGUUGCCCCAGGAGAAAAGUAGAAAGCUGGGUUUAUUCAUUUAAGUGGGGAACUGUUUCCCAAAGCUGAGAAAGACCUGUUAGCUUCAGAGAAGGUAAAGCCACUAUUUUGGGAAGAAAACAAUAUCCUGUAUGGCGAACUUACCCAAUCACAGAUUUUUUCAAUGUAUGAAAAUGUAUUUAAUAUUAAAACAGUAAGAUACGUUGCCUUUUUAGCUUGAAUGUUCUUACAAUAACAAGAUCCUUCUAUGACAAAACUUUUGUUUGUGCCAUUUUGUUAGUUCUUGAAAUGUUUUACAUCACAAAAUGCACCUUUUUGAUGAUACUACAAAGGUGCCUUGCAAAACAUCAGAUGUCAAAUAACAUGAACCAAACCAUUCUGUACUAAAAAAUAUUGCAGUAUUUUCAGACUGCAACUGCUCUAUUGUUGAUCUUUUCACAACGCCACCCAAAGCUAUACACACCARAGUGAUAACAUCACCCAGGUAUUUMUAUUGUAACAAUUUCAGUUCUUCAGUGUUAGCUGUUUUGAUGAAAGGUGUUUAUUUUAAAGACCUGGAGAUARAUGAGGAAUUCUAGUUACCAAACGUGUCCCAAAGAAGAAAUUGGUAGUCAGAAAACUGGACAUCUGCACUAACUUUAAGGUGGUUGUACAAAACAUUGGCACUUUUUACAGGAAAGGUUUAGUUUGAAAUCUAAUGGGAACCUCUUAUCAUAAAUGCAGAAACUGAAGCAUUGCCAGGUAAACAGAAUACCUCAGCUAAUGAGGGAGAAAUAAAUGCUUCUAUUCCAGCCUUCAUUAAUAUCAAGAAAUCAAGUCUAUGCCAGUGUAGACUUGCAAGCAACUCACUGGGCAGCAUUGGCACAAGUAGGCCAGCAAGUCAUUCCCCUCCGUUCACCCUGCUGGGACACCACACCCACAAUACUGUAGUAAUUUGGGAGCUUCGCAUUUCAAGAGAUGCAGUGGUGUGACAGAGAUAAAACAGAGCCACCAAAAUAUAGUGGAGUACGGGGGAUAAAAGGGUUUGUGGGGGAUUGUUAGUUCACCCUUAAGACGAUGUUCAGCCUUAAAAGGCUUCUUGCUGCCAGCCACUAGCCCAUGGAACACACACUGAUUGAAGGUGUUGUACACAAUUACUGAAACUGAAUUACAAGCUGAAACAGAAAAUUUCAGCUAGAUGCCAGGAACACCUUUCCCAACUGUGCAGGUGCUCAAACAGGUAACAGGAGUUUCARAAAGGCUGAGGAAUCUCCAUCCUUAGAGAACGCAGAAUCAUCAAGGUUGGAAGACACCGUGAAGAUGAUCUAGUCCAACCAAGUAACUCUACACUGGACACAAUCCUGGGCAACCUGACCAUGUGCCACCUACUAUGACUGGGAGGCUGGUGGUCCCUUCCAACAAAAACUAUUCCAAAAUUGAUAACCACUGUCAACCAGAUCAACUUCAGCAGAAAUUGAGAGCCUUUUGUUUUACUUCCUCGAUGCUUUCCAAAUCCUCUAAAACAAACUUGGAAGUAUAUUCUUAGUCUUGUGACAAACUGGAUUUCAUCUUUCUGGAGAAAGGAGCUAGCCUGGCUAGGUUUUAAUUAAUCCUGUAAAUUUGCAUGUAUCCUUUUAAAAAUCAAACCCCCGUACACACACACCAACUCAGUUACCAUAAAAGUUGUGAGAAAUGCAAAUGGAAAUUUCAAAAGCUAUGCCACAGUGGAAUCCAAUCCAAGUCUCCCAAGUCUCCUGCGAGACAUUUUGAUAUACCAUGAGACAAUCUGGAGGUCAAGUGACAGUACGGCUUGCAGUUUCUUCGGCUGCUGACUGCAGCCAGCCCCAGAAUGCAAAUAUGCUUUGGCACUGCAAAAUCCACCAAGUGCUUCAAAGUGCCUCCUGAGCGCACUACCACACGGAAAAGGAGUCUGGCAUCACAAGUCCAUUAAGCUGAUGGAGGUGUGGUGGUGAGCAAAGUGAUGGGAGAUGUUUUCUGUGAGCUUUGCUAAAUAUUAAUAAGUAGUAUUUAUUAUAAUAUAUAUUAUGUA